UGGUUGUCGCUGCUUCUUGAUCCCGUAUAGUAGCAGUGUUUAUUUAUGUUCGCCAUCAUUGUACGAUUAAUUGAUCGUGAAUUUGCGCGCUUCUGAACAUUGAGAUCAACGUAACGCGUUCUCGGCGAUUUUCACGAUCGCAGACAAACGGUCACGCAAAAUAGUGCACGCGAGUCAUGGAGUGAGAAAAAAAUCGUAUCGAAUGCACAACAGUCGGUCAAUACGUGUACGUGUCAUCGUUUUCGUUGCAUUGUAAUUUCAUCGUGUGUCGUCAUCAUCGUCAUUGUUAUCUUGUACAUUCUAACCUAUCUAAAUUUCCUUCUGCUGCUGUCCUCGCUUAUUCCGCAUCUUUCUCAACGCAUUUAUCAAUUCGAUGCUCUGGCAUGACGCUACGCUCUCGCUGCAGGCAGCUCGCAGCGAAACAGCGAGCAUGGGUGACGAAGAUGAUGUGCUGCCGGCGCGUCUAGAGAGGCUUGAGAUUGAUCGUCGUUCGACAAGUUGUCCGCAUAUUGCAACAACAGACAAAUCAAAACUAUCCAAGAUCUUUGACGUGAAUUCUGACAGCAGUUGCUUAUUUAGAAGAAGAUCCGUGCCUAAUAGGCCUACUAUGUUCCCAAUCAACACAAAAGGUAUCAAGAGUACAACAAACUUCAAGCCAUCUAAGAAUGAGAGAGUAGUCGAAAAGACCAAAAGGAGCACCGUUCUUAGAGAGGCUAUUCUAAAGUUAAGCGUUCCUGGUACUAGUGAUAAUUUAAUGGAUACAUUAUUCAAGAACACAUGCAAGCUCAGUAUUCCCAGUAAAAAUUCCAAGAUAAUCGAUCAUAAUUCGGUGAUGAAGGACUUAAAGACGCUGAGAAUCAGUAAAGACUGUGGACAGGCCAAGGACGACAUUAGCAUUCAGGAUGAUUGCGAGACUACUGGUAGUUUUCAGCGUGUUCGCAGCAAUACAAUGCCGAAUUUAAAGAGAGGUCCUGGUCCAGGUGGCGGCGAGGAACAACGAGCAACAACGGGUAACAAUACACAAUCGGACGCGAGUGGUGGCUUGUCUGGACAGCAUCAAUUGUCAAGUUCACCAAAUACUUGUUCAGUGCAAGCGCGAAUAUCACCACCCUCGUCGAGCGACGUCACAAUCGGCGAACUUGCUGGUUAUUUCGAAGAAUUUGUUCAUAUUCCAAAGAAGAUGUCGCAUAUGGCGGAGAUGAUGUAUACUUAAUAAUUGUAAAGUAUUUUGAAUUAGAUGCAUAUACCCGAUGUAGAUUGUUUAGUACGCAGUUGAUCCGCAGGCUGUGUAUACCUGACACUCUAUAUAAUAUACCGUAUCUGCUUGUUUACGCGUUUAAAUUGAUUCCUUAAAUUAUUUUUUAAUGGAUACUGGCACGAAAAAAGAAACUUACUCUUGUUUUAAUUAUGUAUAGUCUCGAAAUUCACUCACGAAAUUCAAUCACUUUAUACGAACUUUACUGGAAGAUGUAGUAAGACAUUAAUAUAUACUUUCUUCUGUAUUUCGUUCUUUAUAUCGUUUGAGCACUCUGUGUGCGUGCGUGCGUGCGUGCGUGUAUGUGUGUGUGUGCGUGUGUGUGUGUAUAUACACAUACAGGAUGUCGCUAAAAUCUGACUCAACCCCUGGAUCUCGGAAACGACUUUAGAUAUGGAAAAACAUUUCAGACAAAAGUUGUAAGAUAUUAAUAUGCAAUAAAAAAAAUGCGGGGUUCCAUUUAAGAAAUAUCGAUUACAUUGACCUGGCCUUGAAAAGGUCACUCAAGGUCAAGUCCAUAUUUUCAUCAUCUGUUCCCCUUAAUAUCCUACAACUUUUGUCUGAAACGUUUUUCCAUAUCUAAAGCCGUUUCCGAGAUCCAGGGAUUGAGUCAGACUUUAGAGACACCCUGUAUAUAUGUACAUAUAUAUAUUCCGUUUUUGUAGUGUAUAAAAAGGGAAAAUGGUAUAUCUGUAUUUGAAAAGGAAAAACUUUUGUAUUACUAGUAAUUAGAAAAGAGUAAUUGGUUUUAGAAUAAAUCGCAUAAAUUGAAAA
Molecule: messenger RNA, 2029 nt
Organism: Linepithema humile (Argentine ant)
Lineage: Eukaryota; Metazoa; Arthropoda; Insecta; Hymenoptera; Formicidae
Product: oxidative stress-responsive serine-rich protein 1
Biological process (GO): cellular response to hydrogen peroxide
Source: RefSeq, a predicted model, not a curated record